GCAGAUUUACGCACAAACAAUCAAGUUUUAGGGGGUUUUGAGUGUUGGCUCCGACUCUGUCUAUAUAUGUUAUAUAUAUACACACACAUAAGCAGAGGCAGUAAUUUGGAGCUUUUUUACUAUUAAGAACAAUAAUCAAUCAUCGUUAUCACCUUCUACCACUCUCUCCCAUGGCCGACAACGAGUCCGCAACCGCCUCCACCACCGAUCAGGAAGCAUCGAAGUCUACGGAAACGAAGCGGUGGGCUGAUGUUGCUGAGGAGGAGCAAGAUGUAGCCGAAGCUUCCUCCACAGAACCUAAAUUAGACUCCUUGGCUAUCGACGACUCCAGAUUAGGUCACAGCACGCUCACCGAUCCCGACGACUCAAGCAUUGAAGCUGUUACAUCCGGGGACACUCCAUAUACAUCAGCUAAGAGAUUUGAGGACUUGAACUUAUCACCGGAAUUAUUGAAGGGUCUGUAUGUUGAGAUGAAGUUUGAGAAACCUAGUAAGAUUCAGGCGAUUAGUUUGCCCAUGAUCCUGACUCCUCCAAACAAGAAUUUAAUAGCUCAGGCUCACAAUGGGUCCGGGAAGACAACUUGUUUUGUGCUUGGCAUGUUGAGUCGUGUUGAUCCAAAACUGACAGCUCCCCAGGCUCUCUGUAUCUGCCCCACGAGAGAGUUAGCCAUUCAGAAUAUGGAAGUGCUGCUGAAGAUGGGGAAGUUCACUGGGAUAACCUCAGAAUUAGCCAUACCAGCUGAUCCUGCAAACUAUAUUCCAAUCCAGAAGAGGCCACCUAUUACAGCGCAAGUAAUUAUUGGCACACCUGGUACGAUAUGUAAGUGGAUGUUAGCAAAAAAACUGGGCAUGAGUCAAAUGAAGAUUCUUGUGUUUGAUGAGGCUGACCACAUGUUGGCAGAGAGUGGCUUUCGAGAUGAUUCAGUGAAGAUAAUGAAGGCAAUUGCAAAAGCCAAUUUCAGUUGUCAGGUGCUGCUGUUCUCGGCUACCUUUGAUGAUGCUGUCAAGGCUUUUGUAUCUAAAAUAGUUGAGGAAAUCUUUGUCAGAGAUUAUAACCAAAUGUUUGUCAAAAAGGAAGAAUUAUCGUUGGAGUCUGUAAAACAGUAUAAGGUACACUGUCCUGAUGAGCUUUCGAAGAUCAUGGUGAUUAAGGACCGGAUACUUGAACUUGGAGAGAAGGUGGGGCAGACAAUUAUAUUUGUUCGCUCCAGGAAUAGUGCAGCUAUGCUGCACAAAUCAUUAGUCAGCCUUGGCUAUGAGGUUACUACUAUUCAAGGUGCUCUGAAGCAAGAGGAUCGGGAUAAAAUUAUAAAAGAGUUCAAGGAAGGGCUGACUCAAGUUCUGAUAUCAACUGAUCUUCUAGCUCGAGGCUUUGACCAGAAACAGGUAAAUUUGGUUGUUAAUUUUGAUCUUCCUGUGAGAUAUGAUAGACCUACUGAGCCUGACUAUGAAGUUUACUUGCAUCGGGUGGGUAGAGCAGGACGCUUUGGACGCAAAGGUGCUGUAUUCAACUUGCUUUGCGACGAUAGAGAUGAUUUGAUUAUGGGCAAGAUUGAGAAAUACUUUAACGCCCAAAUAGCUGAGGUGGCCCCAUGGAAUAGCGAGAAGGAAUUUGAGGUCGCUCUAGAGAAUGCAGGGCUACUAUGAGUGUUAAGUUAUGCUGGCGGCUGAUGUUAUUCAAUAUGGAUGUACUCAAUGCUUGCAGUGAAAAAGGGACAUGGCUGUAGAUUAUACUAUUUGUCUUGGCACUAUAGUAUAAUGCAAAAGUGAGAUUGUUUGUGCUUUUCAUUUGUGGGGUUUAAGUUCUUCAUACUGUAUAAUUCUGCCUGCUUUGGAGGCAUCGUUAUUUUAUCUUGAUCAUCUAA
This is a messenger RNA of Sesamum indicum (sesame), 1864 nucleotides long. It is a transcript of the gene LOS4, whose product is annotated as P-loop containing nucleoside triphosphate hydrolases superfamily protein. Gene Ontology annotation, molecular function: RNA helicase activity; nucleic acid binding; ATP binding. NCBI's taxonomy places the organism in Eukaryota, Viridiplantae, Streptophyta, Magnoliopsida, Lamiales, Pedaliaceae. The record is from RefSeq and is a predicted model, not a curated record.